AGUGAACAGUACAAUGCAUUUUCUAUGUAAUCUUUUUAUUUUUAAUGAUUUUAUUUUGUAACAAAGUAAAAAUAUUGUGGGGGUCGAUAAUGUCGUUGAUCCGCAAAUAUGUUAAAGCUCGUUUUUCCAUCACAUAGCACCAUCCGACGAUAAUUCCAAGUACUAAAUAAUCACCGGUUCUCGACCGAGCCUUUCGUAACCUAUAGAAGCAGAAGACUAAGUUGAGGGAAGCAUUGGUGUUACUUUUUCCAACUGAUUUUUACAAAGCAAAAAAUUGAAAUUCUGAAAUGGACGAGGAUAACGAUAAGGAACAUUUGUUGGAAGAUGAUUAUUACACGUUCCUCAAUAUCCCUAGAAAUGCAACCCAAGAAGAGAUCAAUAAUGCUUACCGCAGACAAAGCAAACUUUAUCACCCUGAUAAACACGUGGACCCUGUGCAUAAGAAAGAAGCGGAGGUUUUAUUCAACCGUACUAAAGAAGCGUACAAAGUUUUAAGUAAUCCGCAUCAGAGAGCCAUUUAUGAUUCUGUGGGAAUUCGAGGCUUACAAACGGAUGGAUGGGAGAUCGUGGAACGUACGAAAACCCCUCAAGAAAUCAGAGAGGAGUACGAGCAUCUUGCUAAGGAAGCUGAAGAAAGAAAGUUAAUGCAACUGACAAAUCCUACCACUAGUAUCGUAAUGAAUAUCAAUGCCACGGAUCUUUUUGACAGAUACGACGACGAUGACUAUGAAGAUAGCAGGAACAUACUUUCAUGCUUAGAAGUCAGUGGAAUGUCGUUCACACAAUCUAUCGAGGCACCUCUUACUUUACAAGACACUGUAACCCUGUACGGGCAGGUGACUACUCAAAAUGGCAUAGGGAGCGGUUCUGUUAAUUUCGCGGCCAGACGAUUGCUCUCGUCGAAAGGUUGGGUAGAAGUAGACUUUGGUGCCGGCAAUGGACCGAUGUUGGGCUUUAAAGGUUUCCGUGUGUUGCCCCACAAAUUAAUGCUUAACGGAGGUACCAUAUUGGAGUUCACACCGGUCGAGAUGAAGGCGAAUCUUGUAGGGACCUUGUCGAUGGAGUUAGAUACCCAUACUAUAGGGCAGCUUACGUACAAUGCAGGUCCAGAAAGCGCGAUGAGUACAGCGAUCGUAAGAGACACUUCUAGAUCUUAUACAUCGUUUCGAUUACAAUUUGGUAUUCAGCGGUCGUUUCUUAGUCUUAAUUACACUCACAAGAUGGAAGAGAGGGGAAUGAAACUGCGAGGAGGUGUGAAGGUUGGCACGUUCGGAGUGACCGUUGAAUAUGGAGCAGAGAAGAAGAUUUCACGUCACAGUAAAAUUUUCGCCACAGUAUGCGCCGGAGUGCCAACAGGAGUUGCGUUAAAAAUUAAAUUAAAACGUUCCUUUCAAACGUAUUCGUUUCCCAUUCAGUUGAGCGACGAACUUCUUCCAGCAACUGUCUUCUAUGCCACUGUAGUUCCUUUAGUAACAUGGGUGUUCGUGAAAAAGAUGGUGAUAGAUCCUAUGGUAAAGAAACGAAUGGAACGUGAAAAGGAGAAAGAAAAGGAGGUGAACAAAACUAGAAUGAUGGAGAAACAAAAAGAAGCAGAAAGUGCUACCAAAUUAAUGAGCGCAACGGUCAGCAGAAUAAGAGCUCAGGAAGAAGCGAAGAAAGGUUUGAUUAUUACCAAAGCAUUGUAUGGACGAUUUGUCUAUCCUCAAGAGGAGCAGUAUAAUUCAGAGCAGCCCAUGCGCAGAGAUGAAGUGAUAGAUGUAACUAUUCCUUUGCAGUGCUUAGUGAAGGAUUCAAAGUUAAUUCUUUAUGAUGCUUCCAAGAGCGAGCUACCAGGCUUUUAUGAUCCAUGCGUUGGAGAGGAGAAACAGUUAUUAAUACAAUAUCUGUUUCGUAGUCGAACACACGAAUGUAUCGUAAAGGACAACGCACCAGUUAGAAUACCAUUACCAUCACACAGAGUAAAUACGACAUGACGUAAACAACAACAGAGAAUAAUAAAGUGAAAUCAUCGUGAUUCGCGGUGAUAGUUUGUACCGCUUCAUGGAGUUAUUUUCAGUCAUUUUUUAGAUUAAACUUCUGCAAUUCCUUGUUGACGAAAUUUCAGUGUCUCAUCGAUCAUUUAUAUUUUGUAUAAGAACUGUAUUAACUCCGGAAUAGUCGUUUACGUAAUUUCGUUUCACCUAGAUGCAAGAAAAGUUUGAAAAGAAUAGAAUUCGCUAUACCAUAGCGAUAUUACUGCCCACAGGAAAGGAAUUAAUAGUUAGUUGUUGAUAGCGAUUAGGAUAAUUGCAUGUAUUUAAAUUGACUGAAUUAUUGUUAGAAAAAAUUGAAGAAGGGAAGAAACUUGUUAUAUCAUUUUAAGAUAAAAAAUAGAACAGAUAUUUUCUGCACCACCUUAUGUAUCGAUAUUUUGUCUAUCAAGACCGAAAGGUUGUGGAAAGGGUAGACUCAAAAUGUUUCCGGUAGAAUGAACUAAGUUCUUCAUCUUCCUAUUGAAAAUAAACAUGUCUAAACAGAA
Messenger RNA from Osmia lignaria (orchard mason bee), 2518 nucleotides. Its product is annotated as dnaJ homolog subfamily C member 11. The record is from RefSeq and is a predicted model, not a curated record. Gene Ontology annotation, biological process: cristae formation. NCBI's taxonomy places the organism in Eukaryota, Metazoa, Arthropoda, Insecta, Hymenoptera, Megachilidae.